UGUUGCCAUUAUUUUACCAGCCAGCUCAGAUACAUCAGCGGCUUCAUCCUCUCUGGAACAAAAAAAAAAAGAUGAGUCUGUCGACAGCAUCAUAAACACACGAAACUGAAAAUAGAUUUUAAAAAGUUAAAUCAAUGGUACAGAAAAGUAGUAUGUCCAGGACGCCUUCGACCUCAACCCAGGAGAUCCAAAUGGACAUGUUCGACCAUCAUCCACACACACAGGGAAAGUACGGCAAGAGGAAGAGCCGAUUUAAGCGCUCGGAUGGAAGCACCUCCUCUGACACCACCUCGAACAGCUUUGUCCGACAGGGCUCUGCAGACUCCUACACCAGCAGGCCGUCAGACUCAGACGUGUCCCUGGAGGAGGACCCUGAGGCACUGAGGAAGGAGGCAGACAGACAGGCCCUCGCCACACUCGAGAAAGCAAAGACCAAACCGGUGGCAUUUGCUGUGCGGACAAAUGUCGGUUACAACCCCGGCCCCAGUGAUGACGUUCCUGUGCAGGGCAUGGCCAUAUCCUUCGAAGCCAAAGACUUCUUGCACAUUAAAGAGAAAUACAACAACGACUGGUGGAUCGGACGUCUGGUGAAGGAGGGCUGUGAGGUGGGCUUCAUCCCCAGCCCGGUCAAACUGGAGAACACCCGUCUGCUGCAGGAGCAGAGGAUGAGACAGAACCGACUCAGCUCUAGUAAAUCUGGAGGAAGCUCCAGUCUGGACGUUGCCACGGGAACCCGCAGGCCCACCCCACCGGGCACAGGCGGCCCAGCUAAACAGAAACAGAAGUCGAUGGAGCAUGUCCCCCCCUAUGAUGUGGUUCCCUCCAUGAGACCCAUCAUCCUAGUCGGGCCGUCACUCAAAGGAUACGAGGUGACAGACAUGAUGCAGAAAGCUCUCUUCGACUUUUUGAAACACAAGUUUGAGGGCAGGAUAUCCAUCACACGGGUGACAGCGGACAUCUCCCUUGCCAAACGUUCAGUCCUCAACAACCCCAGCAAACACACCAUCAUUGAGCGCUCCAGUACCCGCUCCAGCCUGGCGGAGGUGCAGAGUGAGAUUGAGCGUAUCUUUGAGCUGGCCCGCACCCUCCAGCUGGUCGCUCUGGAUGCAGACACCAUCAACCACCCCUCUCAGCUGGCUAAGACCUCCCUGGCUCCCAUCAUUGUCUAUAUCAAAAUAGCUUCACCCAAGGUCCUCCAGAGGCUCAUCAAGUCUAGGGGGAAGUCCCAGGCUAAACACCUAAAUGUGCAGAUGGUGGCAGCAGACAAGUUGGCCCAGUGUCCACCUGAAUUGUUUGACAUCAUCCUGGACGAGAACCAGCUGGAGGACGCCUGCGAGCACCUGGCCGACUACCUGGAGGCGUACUGGAAGGCGACACAUCCCCCGAGCAGCAACCCUCCGAACCCUCUGCUGAACCGUACCAUGGCCACGGCAGCCCUGGCCGCCUCCCCUGAGCCCGUCUCCAACCUGCAGGUACAGGUGCUCACCUCCCUGCGCAGAAAUAUGGAUCUGUGGCCUGACAUGGACGGUGCUGUAGCCAGCGAGGGGAAAGAGGAAGAACAUGCUCUCUGAAGUCGAGCAGAGAGAGUGGGGGGGGGGGCGACUCUGGCAACUCAACCUCGACCCAGCAGCCUGCUCUCUUUACCCUGAAGGAAAAGCGCAUUAAAACCGUGUUCAUGCUGUAUAUAGAAACACAACACAGAAACACAUUCACACACCUGACACAAAGAUGAGCCUAAUUCACACACACAUGAACUGUUAGCUGUCAGAACACCCACAAGACAGAUUACGUAGUCCGUAUGUUAGCAGGUCAGCGUUCACGUCCCUGCACUGAUGAAACUGUGAGAGCAGCUCAACUCAAACCACACUGGACUUAAGGAGUAACCCAUGAGACACCUCUGCUGUGGGGCCCCCUCCAUUUCGCUGUAAUCACGAGUAAAAUGAUAUCUGCUGCUCCCCCCCUCACCCUGCCCUCUUUAGCUCCGUGGCCUCCUUUCUCCAGCACUUUUUCUUCUCUGGGAGGCUGAAUCCAGUUUUCUGUCCUCCUCCGUGUUGCCAUGGUACCGCCCCUGAAAACAGCAAGUCAUGUCCGCCUCUUCAAACAGAAAUGCUUAGUUUGGUGGAGGCUGUUGCUAACAAUCUGUCCAGUUUAAUCUUUUUAUAGACUUUUUUUUAACAGCAAAGUACUAAUCAGCUGUGUCUCUAUUCCUUAGUCACUACUGGCUGCACAUUGAUUAUGAUGAGUCGCAUACUGUCAAAGAUAUUUACAUUUUUGACAGUAUGGCACCCAAGCAGCAGUCUUGAACCAAAUGGCUGGAAACAUGUUUUAUAUCUCCUGCUGCCAUUUUUAUUGAGGCUGUCAUGAUAGAGACAACAAGACGAACACAAGACCCAGUUGCCCUUCAGAUCUGUUGGUCUUUCUUAUUAAGUAUAAUUGCUUCAGUAUGAACAUCAUGUGCUGCAGAGUUGAAUUGAUUACGUAAUCAUUUGAUAGUUAUAAUAAUAUUUCUGCUAUUCUCUGCCAUGAGGUCAAAUAGCCAGAAGGUGGCACUGUUGUAAUGUGAGAUACUCAGUCUGCUUGUGUGUUUGCAGGGAGGUAUCAUGAUUUCAAAAACCAUCCAUUAGUAAAACUAAUCAGAUCUAGUAACUGAUUUGUAACUAAUUACUGUAUGUGCUUGUGUUUUCGAGUGUAAGUCGGUGUGUGUGCACAUUGUGAAAACGUGGAAUGUGUGUGUGUUAUGUGAGGGAUAACUUACAGCGAGCAGGUCAUUUUUGGGCAAUUAACCCUGACAGGGUGAUGCAGGGUCUUUAUUCAUCAUUGAAUCACCCAGUCUCAGUAAUAAUGACCUGCUCGCUACACAUUAUCCCACUUAUUACAUGGCUACUUACUAAUGAAAACAAUAAUGUGAAACAAAAUAUUGAUUUAAAAUGUAUAAUGUGUGAUUUUCUGCUGCUAGGCGUCUCUCAAUCAACACAGUAACAAAAUACAGAGCAAUGCCAUCAGUGCAGUCUCCUGGUUAGAAUUCCUUUGGUGUUCAUUGUUUAGUAGGUUUUUACAGGGAGGACUCUUCUUCUCCAAAACAAAACACCUGGUGAUUUAAGCCUGUAAAGACACGUAGAAAAUCUGUCUUUCUCCAGUGCUGUUGAGCACAGCAGGGCCUGGAGCCAAGCUGCAGCUAACAUUUGUUCAGCUUGUUUCUCUAAUAACUUAAGAUCCACUCCUCUGAUCACUAAAAUCCUUCAUCCAGUUUAAACAUAUAGUUAAAAACAGCCAAGAUCUAAAACGUGUAUCAUAAAAAUGUGGCUUUAAACUAGAUUAAAAGUAAAUCCAGGACAGCUUCUGGCAGACAACUGCAGCCCUGACAUAUGUGCGUCACUGACAGGCGAUGGCAACUAAAUGACAUGGACUGUGUCCUUGAGUAAAUGUACAAAUUUCUGUGGGUGAACAUUAUUGGUAACAUUUGGGAUAAUGUAAGUGCGCAACUCAACUAUAUUCAACUCAAAUAUAUAACAAUAGUCUGGUCGUUUUCAGACAUUUUAAUCUGGAAAAAUUGCAUUUUAUUGCUUCAUCCAGAGUCUGUGACCGUGAAUAGAAUUGUGUCUAUAGCAGCGGCCUGUUAUUCAGAGCAGCAGUCCAUAGAACACCUAAUUGAUCAGAAUCAAGUAUUCAGCAAAGCCGUGUAAUAAUAAUAGACUGAUGUCUGUCAUGAGCACUAAUGCUUCUAUAACAACAGGUCCUUCAGCUGGAACAAUGAGUCUGAUGUUGUGUGUAUGUGUUGUAUGCCCUGCCUCGUGCUAACCCCGCCGACUAACCACUGACAGUUUGGUUUUGCUCUGCUGUUUGUGUCUCUGCAUGGUUGCUGUGUGGCAUGGCUGUGGCUGGCUGCAGGGGCCGUACCUGGUGCACGGUGAGCAGAAGCGGGAAGGGCCUCUGACAGAGUGCGGCGGGAGCGGCACCCUGCACGACUAUCAGACAGACCUGGGAGGAAAACCUCAGCAGCAGCAGCAGCAGCAAACGUACCUGCGCUCCU
Messenger RNA from Epinephelus moara (kelp grouper), 4030 nucleotides. RefSeq names its product calcium channel, voltage-dependent, beta 1 subunit (gene cacnb1). NCBI's taxonomy places the organism in Eukaryota, Metazoa, Chordata, Actinopteri, Perciformes, Serranidae. Gene Ontology annotation, biological process: regulation of voltage-gated calcium channel activity; chemical synaptic transmission; neuromuscular junction development. The transcript is spliced from 13 exons. The record is from RefSeq and is a predicted model, not a curated record. Gene Ontology annotation, molecular function: protein binding; high voltage-gated calcium channel activity. The coding region runs from base 135 to 1571 and encodes 478 amino acids. Gene Ontology annotation, cellular component: voltage-gated calcium channel complex.